AUGUCCCAAGCGGCCCUCGACGGGAUGAUGGGCGCCCCGGAACACCAAAUCCGCGCCAUCCUGCUGGCCCUCUGCGACGAUACGGCGGUGCGCCAGCGCGCGCUGAAGCACUACGCCGCGUUGCAGUCGUUCAACAGCGAGGCUACAGGGCUCAAACGCAAGGCUGCAGGGGACCUAUGCAUCUGCGUGCAGUGCGAUUCCCCGUUUUACAAGGAGGAUAACGUGCAAAGGGCCUGUCGAUACCAUCCCGGGAAUCUCGAACACGACGUCGACUCAGACACCUGGAUUGACUGGGACGAAAAGACAUUCGGGCUUGAGGAUACGCCAGAGAAUCGAGAAGAGUACCCCGAAGGGUUCAUGUGGACGUGCUGCGAUAAGGCCGGUGAUGCUUCGGGUUGCACCAAGGGCAAUCAUGAAGCUCACCCUGACCGGUCUAAGAAGGCUACGGGCGAUCGUGCCGGCUCAGGGAGUGGCAAUGCAGACUAUAUCACGAUUGAUGAUGAAGAUGAUGGCGACGAUGAGGAAUGA
Ilyonectria robusta is the source of this 528-nucleotide messenger RNA. RefSeq lists its product as uncharacterized. The transcript is spliced from 2 exons. NCBI's taxonomy places the organism in Eukaryota, Fungi, Ascomycota, Sordariomycetes, Hypocreales, Nectriaceae. The record is from RefSeq and is a predicted model, not a curated record. The coding region runs from base 1 to 528 and encodes 175 amino acids.